This is a messenger RNA of Thyridium curvatum, 1026 nucleotides long. RefSeq lists its product as uncharacterized. Lineage: Eukaryota; Fungi; Ascomycota; Sordariomycetes; Thyridiales; Thyridiaceae. The coding region runs from base 1 to 1026 and encodes 341 amino acids. The transcript has a single exon. Gene Ontology annotation, molecular function: protein prenyltransferase activity. The record is from RefSeq and is a predicted model, not a curated record. Gene Ontology annotation, biological process: protein prenylation. Gene Ontology annotation, cellular component: cytoplasm.
AUGUCCAGGGCACUCGAAAAGGAGCUUCUUGCUUCUUUGAGGCAGAGCGACCCGAACGAGGCUUACCAGGCCAUAGCAAGUGCCCUGACCGUCAAAGGCGACACUCUGCUAGAGAUCGAGAUACUUGGACGGAGCCAUCCUCUCCCGCCCGGGGUACACCUCCUGAAAGACGAGAAUGCCGUAGGAGUCUCAAAGUUGUCCCUUGUCCAGGCAUUUCUGGUAGCCCGGCAGUUGCUCAUGCAGUAUCAGGCGGACCAUGCUUCAGCGCAAGUCGAUGAUAUAUCUGCAGCUACGGCAGUCAUCUUGCUCAUGGAUCCCGAGUAUCUCACUGCCGCCAACACUCGCAAGAGGCUUCUUCAGCAGCAAUUUGAGCUUGGUGCACCGUUGCUGGAUCUCGUCCAGAGAGAAAAGUGUUUCACGGAUAGCUUCCUCACCAGCCCCUUGCAUCGGCACUCCAAAUCACCGACCCUCUGGUCUCACCGUCGAUGGCUCCUCCAAACGGCGAGGGCAUCUUGCAUGUCUCUCAUUGAUGUCCCAGCAGACUUUGUCAAUGUGGUCUUUGUCUCUGCCCAGAGACACCCGCGCAAUUACUAUUCUUGGUGCCAUGCACGGCUUCUCAUGGAUAUCAUGUCGGACACUGCCUAUCGAUCCCAGCAUGAUUUCCAGGCUGAAGAGAAACGCAUUCUCGAGCUGGCCAAGCAGUGGUGUACUGCUCACCACACUGAUAUCUCCGGCUGGACAUUUCUCUUCUUCCUCCUUGUUGUCCGGGACUCUGCUCUGCGAGAGCAUUGCUCAGAUAUCUUCACGGAUGUGAUACAGCUGGCCACGUCCCUACGGUGGUCCAACGAGACGGUAUGGGUGUUUCUGCGCAGCCUCAUAUCGUCAGGACAGAUGAGUCGGAACGAGUAUGAUGUCUUUAACGACAAGCUCGAGGCCCUGAAGAGCUCGAUUGGGUCCAACCCAGAAGAUUUGAGUGUCUUGGACAAGGCCAGGACCUGGGCCGAGACCUACCGUGUCACUAGUUGA